CUGCCACUGUCACUGACUAAGUCUGGCCACUAACAUCUCCAUUCUACCACUGGCACCGUCUUUUUUCAAGCCCUUCCCGCCCUCGCCGCCCCCCGCGACACUAAUGGCGCCUGACCAAGCGAAAGAAUAAUAUGUGGGAAUGUACCCAGGAGUGCCAGGUCCUGCGUCAUCACGCAGCCAGCUGCGACCUUGGACUUGCGCCCGUAACUUCGCUAUCCCUCGCUAUCCACACCCAUCGCAACCAGAGAACCGCCCCGUUGAUAUCAUCGCACAUGCGCACUCAGGCAAACACAGAAACCUUCUCACCCUACUUACCGUCUAUCUUGUCCUACAUCCCCAUUUCCGCGGCCGUGCGUGUUUGUUUAUUCAAUCUCGUCAUUACGCAUGUGUAACUAGAUACCUCUAUUCACCUACCUGUCUGAGCCACAAUGGCUACAACCAACGGCCAUGAUGGCCAAGCUACCUUCUACGACGCUGCGACCGGUUCCGCACGUGGGCCAACUCAGGAAGGCAGGGAAGAGACUGGAGAAUGGGAAAAGGCUUCCACUAUGCGACCCGACGAUGAGGCCGCUGCUGCACCGAAACCUGGAGACGGCGCUCUACAACAAAAAGAACAUGUUGGAAGAAGACCUGAUAUAAACGGAAAAGUCGAAUCAAAUCCUGAGAACUUUGAUAAAAUCGAGAUCACAGAGGAGGAUUGCUACGACGAGCUGGGCUAUGCCUGGCCAAGUUGGAAGAAAUGGACAGUCCUCACCGUCAUUUUCCUAGUCCAACUGUCCAUGAAUUUCAACACCAGCUUGUACUCGAACGGGUUGAAGGGCAUCUCCAAGGAAUACGGCGUAAGCGCGCAGGGCGCCCGAUGCGGUGCCAUGAUCUUCCUGGUUCUCUACGCUUUUGGCUGUGAACUUUGGGCACCAUGGAGUGAGGAAUUUGGUCGAUGGCCUGUCCUACAGCUCUCCCUGACUUUGGUCAAUAUCUGGCAAUUGCCUGUCGCUUUGGCUCCCAACUUUGCUUCACUUAUGGUAGGCAGAGCUCUUGGAGGUUUGAGCUCUGCUGGAGGUUCCGUCACACUUGGAAUGAUUGCCGAUUUGUGGGACGCAGACAACCAGCAGUACGCUGUGGCCUAUGUGGUCUUUUCUUCCGUCUUUGGCUCAGUCCUUGGUCCCAUUGUUGGUGGUUUCGUCGAACAGUAUCUUGCAUGGAGAUGGACCAUCUGGAUUCAACUCAUCUUUGGCGGUUUCGUCCAAAUUUGUCAUUUCUUCUUGGUUCCCGAAACUCGCACCACCAUCCUCAUGGACAAAAUUGCGAAGAAGAGGCGUAAGGCUACCGGUGAAAACAUCUGGGGUCCCAACGAACUCGAACCUUUCAGAGACCGUUUCUCGGUCAAGGAAGUCCUCAUCACCUGGAUGCGUCCAUUCAAAAUGUUCCUCACAGAACCUAUCGUCCUCACCCUCUCACUUCUGAGCGGUUUCAGCGACGCUUUGAUCUUCAUGUUCAUCCAGUCGUUCAGUCUCGUGUACGCACAGUGGGAUUUCUCCGUCUACCAGGUUGGCCUCAGCUUCCUUCCUCUCGGUAUUGGGUAUUUCAUUGCAUGGUUUUCUUUCAUUCCAGCCAUUAGACGAAAUAUCCACGAACGAAAGACCAAGCCAGGCGACGACAGGGCUCAAUACGAAUCGCGUCUGUGGUGGCUGCUAUGGACUGCACCUUGCUUGCCCAUUGGCUUAUUCGGCUUUGCUUGGACCAUUCAAGGUCCGCCGAUUCACUGGAUCGGAUCAAUGAUUUUCGCCGCCCUAGUCGGUAUCGCCAACUACUCGAUUUACAUGGCCACCAUCGACUACAUGAUUUGCGCCUAUGGUCCAUAUUCUGCUUCCGCCACUGGAGGUAAUGGCUGGUCCAGAGAUUUCUUGGCUGGUGUUCUCACUAUCCCUGCCACACCAUUUUUCACAAAUAUCGGCGGUCGCUACCAUCUCGAUGAUGCCGUUACCAUCCUUGCUUGCAUUGCGACUCUACUUGUUGUUGCAGUGUAUGUGAUCUACAAGUACGGACCGGUUUUGCGGAAGAGAUCGCCCUUCGCCGAAUCAUUGGCUCAUGCCAAACAAGACAAUCCCGGUAGUCGUCGUCCGUCGUACCUGCGUGCGUACUCCGGCACAACCCAGUCUAGAAGAGCUUCGCGUGUGAACCUCGAUACCGCCCGUGGACUAAAUUCGCGCCGACAGAGUCAGGCUUCUUUCCACAGACAGGCCGCUUCGAGACAGAACUCAUACCGACAGGAAUAGAGUAGAUGAUCGUGUGAGCGGAAUACAACAAAUCGUAUUGAAUCAUGUUGGCCUCUGAUCAGGUCCACCCGGUACAAGCACGAUGGUAGUGAUUGAAUAUACCCAUGAAAGAAUUUAGGUGGUCUUUUUGUAUCGAGGUUGGCAUGGGUCGGCUGGUUGUAAUAUGGUUUGCUCAGAAGAUAUACGUGUACUACUAGCCACUGAGAGAGAAUUUGAUUUCAAGAGUACUAAUGGAUCCCGGUCCAUUUGCGAUGCAUUCGGUCCAAUAUCAAAUCUCAGCC
Exophiala viscosa is the source of this 2557-nucleotide messenger RNA. RefSeq names its product MFS transporter. Gene Ontology annotation, molecular function: transmembrane transporter activity. The transcript is spliced from 4 exons. Bases 429 to 2276 code for a protein of 615 amino acids. Gene Ontology annotation, cellular component: plasma membrane. Gene Ontology annotation, biological process: transmembrane transport. Lineage: Eukaryota; Fungi; Ascomycota; Eurotiomycetes; Chaetothyriales; Herpotrichiellaceae. The record is from RefSeq and is a predicted model, not a curated record.